Molecule: messenger RNA, 1398 nt
Organism: Alosa alosa (allis shad)
Lineage: Eukaryota; Metazoa; Chordata; Actinopteri; Clupeiformes; Clupeidae
Exons: 6
Coding region: 188-1087 (299 amino acids)
Molecular function (GO): protein binding
Source: RefSeq, a predicted model, not a curated record
ACAUCUACAGUAAGGCUACUGUAGAAUGUUAGUUCCAGUAACUUUCUGGCAACAGUUUUGCCAAUGAGUUAACUGUAAACAUACAAUAAAAAGUCUUAACAGUGCGGCAAUCAUUAACUUACACACCGUACUUCAUGAUGCCAACUUCUGUGAACUGUUACUUGUCAUCACAGGGCACAGUUUCAGAAUGAAGGUUACUGCUGUUUUGUUUUUGCUGUGCUGUGGUUCAUCAGGAGUCAAUGGAGACAAUAAUAUAAGUGAGAACGAUAUUAGUCAGGAUGGUCUGCACAACACAAAUAGCAAUACCAUACCCAGGAACCAGGCCCAGGAAGAUGGAGCCGAGGCAACUCUGUCAUCUUCUACCAAAUGCACCCAAACUGACGUCCAUGCCGUGCUGAGGGAGAUGAGUGCUUUGCUGGCUGAUCAGAGAGCUGAGCUCAGACAUGUGGUGAACGACCUGGAGAAGCUGAGGACUACAUUUGAGGCUCAGUCCAUCCAUCUAAAUGCAGCUGUGGAAGAACUGAGAGGGGAAAGUGAAGCUCAGUCCAUCCAUCUAAAUGCAGCUGUGGAAGAACUGAAAAGGGAAAAUAAAGAACAAGCAGCUCAGCUCAAUGCUAUGAAAGCCUGGUCCAACACUACUGAGACGCAAGUCAUGGCCCUGGAAAGAGAGAAUCGAGGGAGGAAGGUAGCUUUUUCAGCUGCAAUGUCUGUUCAACUUAAUACCGGACCCUUCAACCGUGACUACACUUUGGUAUAUAAGCAUGUCUUUGCAAAUAUUGGCAAUGCAUAUAACCCAAGCACAGGCAUCUUUAGAGCACCAAUAAGAGGAGUCUAUCAAUUUGACUUCAAGGUCUACGGUUCUGGUAGCAGCUCCACCCCAUCAGGAGUCAUUUUACGGAGAAAUGGGCAGCAUGUGCUUAUUGCUUAUGGUAGCCAAACCCAAGGGAAUAUCCACGUCUCUAAUGGAGUGUGUCUGCUGCUAGAGGUGGGAGAUGUGGUCUAUGUGCAACUCUACUCUGGUGCAUGGAUAUAUGAUAAUUUAAAUCAUUACAACACCUUUAGUGGUCAUCUACUUUUCUUAAUGUGACAAGUGAGUUGAAGUCACAAAACACAAUCAAGAAAAAAAAGUCUCAAUUAAAAAAAAAAUCUUAUGUUUUUAUUAUGUUCUUAUGUUUUUAUGUCCACUGUUUCGGUGAGCCCUCAUGUUGUAUUUGUGUCUUUAUGAAUAUGCUCUCUCUGCUGGCCCUUUUGGGACACCUUGAACCUUGAACCUAAUUUGCCUCUACUGUUAAUGUGGUGCAGUAGAUCCUAGAUAAAGUUGAGGAAGUAACUGAUUACAAUUCUACUGCAAGCUCUGAUUGUACUAAAAACCUUGUGAAACAAACACAUUAAAUAACA